Mercurialis annua (annual mercury) is the source of this 864-nucleotide messenger RNA. RefSeq lists its product as uncharacterized. Gene Ontology annotation, molecular function: acid phosphatase activity. NCBI's taxonomy places the organism in Eukaryota, Viridiplantae, Streptophyta, Magnoliopsida, Malpighiales, Euphorbiaceae. The transcript is spliced from 4 exons. The coding region runs from base 148 to 669 and encodes 173 amino acids. The record is from RefSeq and is a predicted model, not a curated record.
UUCUUCUUACUAUUUCUCCUCCUAACACGUUUUCCAAUUGGGCGGCGAUAGUUUAAAACGCACAACGCAUCGCCGUUUCCAUCAUUUUCCCUCUCUUUCUUGCUUACCAAACAAGAAAAAGAAAAAAAAAACACAGAGAAAAAGGAAAUGGAAGGCAGUAAUGAAGAAAAAGUCAAACUCGCUGCCUUGCAGAUAAUAGAGCAACACCAAAAUUUACCUCGAUUAGUUGUGUUUGAUCUAGAUUACACUCUAUGGCCUUUUUACUGUGAAUGUUACUAUUUGGAUGAUACACCGUAUUUAUACCCAGAAGCUAAAGGGAUUAUAGAAGCAUUAAAAGAGAAAGGAAUUGAAUUGGCUGUAGCUUCAAGAUCCCCAACUGCUCAACUUGCCAUAGCAUUUCUUGCUAAAUUGGAAAUUUCAUCCUUGUUUGUUACUAAGGAAAUUUUCUCAAGUUGGACUCACAAAACAGAUCAUUUUCAGAGGAUUCAAAAGAAGACUGGACUGCCAUACACUUCAAUGCUCUUCUUUGAUGAUGAGGACAGGAACAUUGGACCUACAUCAAAAAUGGGUGUAACUAGCAUCUUGGUUGACAAUGGGGUAACUCUUGAAGCUUUGAAGCAAGGACUGGCAGAAUUUUCGCAAAAAACGGGCUCUUCGAGCAACGAUUAAACCUCUUUUGUUGGUUAUAGAAGAACCAUCUCAUGUGUUUAUACAUCAAAUCCAUUCAUUAGAGAGGAAUUGUUUCGCUAUUUUGUUUAUAAGCAAAUUGAUUACUGCAAGUGAUGGUUACAAUUUUAGAAUUCAUGUAUUUUUGGAGUUUCUUCAACUUUAAUCUUAAUGUGAAUUGUGAUGUUAUGGUGUCUA